GAGAGCUAUUGUGGUGACGGUGACUCGAACAUCGACAAUAUCGAGCGGGCCGGUCGACUGCGCUAUACGAGCGAGUCCUUGAUUGGUGCACAGUGGUAAUCGAGACGCUGACUGCGCGCGCGGUGCGAAUCGUUCCAAAUUACUCGGCUUCUGCGCUUCUGGAGCGGGACCACAUCAGACCGGCGCCACAGCGUAGGGCCUUAGUGACCGUUAUCCGGGCGUGCAAUGUUGACGAACACUGUGCUUUGUCUGUGCAUCAUUGUCAUCUACGUAUGCUUGGCAACAUCUCAUCAGCCGAAAUCCGCCAAGGCUUCCAGGCCUCCAAAUAUUAUCUUCAUCCUGGUUGACGAUCUUGGCUGGAACGACGUGAGCUUCCAUGGCUCGCGGCAGAUCCCCACGCCAAACAUCGACGCUCUAGCGGCUAGCGGCAUCAUCCUCCAGCGACACUACACGUCGCCAGACUGCACGCCUUCCCGGACAGCUCUGCUCACAGCGCGCUACCCGUCGCGCACCGACGUGGGAUACGAAGUGUUCCCGCCAGCAGCGGAAAACGCUCUCUCACUGCGCUUCGAGCUGAUGCCGCAGUGGUUGCAACGGCUGGGAUACACUACACACAUGGUUGGAAAGUGGCACGUGGGAUACAAGAGUCUCGAGCACACACCGACCUGGCGUGGCUUCGACACGUUCUUCGGCUACUACAACAGCGACAUCUUUUAUUUCAACCACACACUCAGAAGCGGAGCACACUGCGGCUUGGACUUAUGGCGCAACGUCGGUCGUUCAACGCAGUCUGUCACCGACCUCAAUGGCACCUACUCGACGAACGCGUUCACUGACGAGGCGAAGCGUAUCAUCGACGAACAUGACGUUCGAAAGCCCCUGUUUCUAUACAUGAGCCAUGAAGCCGGGCACACCGUUUGCAGCAACUGCACCGCAGAGGCACCCAAGGAGAACGUGGACCACUUCAGGUACAUCGAAAAUUACAACAGAACGGUCUUGGCGGGCGCUUAUGAAGUGAUGGAUCGUUCCGUUGGGGAAUUGUUGGCGGCGCUGCAGUCUCGCGGGAUGCUGGCCGACAGCCUGGUGGUGCUCACCAGCGACAACGGCGGUGGUCCGCUGGCCUCAGCGGCCGUCAAGUACGCGAACGCUGGCUCCAACUGGCCCCUCCGCGGUGUCAAGCAGGAAGUCUGGGAAGGAGGUGUGCGGACGCCGGCGGUGCUGUGGUCCGGACGCCUAAGCGGAAGCCUACCCCGACCCCCGUCGCAGCAAGUGGUGCACAUCUCCGACUGGGCGCCCACGCUAUACGCAGCCGCAGGCGGCGACCCUCGGGACCUUGGUGACGUGGACGGCAGGAACCUGUGGGACGUGCUGUCCACCGGGAGAGGCAAAGGACGGCAAGAGGUGCUCCUGGAAAUAGAAGGCAAGCUAGAAAUGGCAGCUCUCAUCUCCGGCAGGUACAAGCUAAUCAGCCGACCCAGCGGGCCAAAUGACCCGCAACUCGACGUUCAAGUGGCCCCGCCGCAAGGGCAGCCUCCCGAGGACCUCGAUCUAGACGCUCUCGUGAUGUCAUCAGGCAGCGUGGCAGGCGCUGCAGAACGCCUCCAUCGACAGCGGCGGGCGAGGCCAGUCUUCACCGAAAGCAAACUGGCGCCGAGAGGCUACACUCAACUGCAGCGGCAUUGGCACCUCAGCGAACAACGACAGCGCGCAGAGCAACUUCGAUCCGUACGAUACGGUAUUCGUGUUCGACAUCGUCAGCGACCCGUGCGAGCGUAACAACCUCGCAUCGUCCAAUACUAAGCUGCGUGAUAGGCUCCUGAAGAAGCUGGACGCAUACCGGAAAGCCAUUUCACCUCGACCGAGCAACUACGAUACCGACGAACGUGGGUACCCGGAGCAUCACCGCUGCCUCUGGUCGCCCUGGAUACGCGUGGAGCAGGCGCCGUACCAGAACUGCUCCUGCUGAAAACGCUGCCGACGAUGAACUGCCUUCAAGACCGGCCACGCUGCAAACAGUGCAAAUAAACACUUCCGAACA
Molecule: messenger RNA, 2038 nt
Organism: Dermacentor silvarum
Lineage: Eukaryota; Metazoa; Arthropoda; Arachnida; Ixodida; Ixodidae
Product: arylsulfatase B
Exons: 11
Coding region: 226-1776 (516 amino acids)
Source: RefSeq, a predicted model, not a curated record